Messenger RNA from Anoplophora glabripennis (Asian longhorned beetle), 1816 nucleotides. RefSeq lists its product as uncharacterized. Lineage: Eukaryota; Metazoa; Arthropoda; Insecta; Coleoptera; Cerambycidae. The record is from RefSeq and is a predicted model, not a curated record. The transcript has 6 exons. Bases 281 to 1651 code for a protein of 456 amino acids.
CUCGGUAUCUGAACAGACAACUCGACAGGCUCUUCUUGCCGUGGUCUAGAAGAACGGAUCGCGGAGUAUUAUCGUUGUUUUGACGUUUAUAGUGUUGUGCGUGUGACUUACGACUGUUUAUAAGAGUGCCUUGGCUUUACCAGCGUUUUUUUUUGAGGACGCCACAAUUAUGUGAAGCGAAUAAGGAGAGCACGUAUCGAACAGCUCACUUACAUAAUUGAUUCACAGAAGAGAAUCUAGGGCGGCCGCGACAUAAUUUCUACGCCUCAUCAGGUCCGCCAUGGAAAGCGACAAGCAAGCGAAGAGCGAUGAGCGCCUCGAGAAGGCCAACGAAGACGUCCAGGUGGACAAGGAACGCAGGAGCGCCUCCACCUUCGACAAAGUCCACCUGAACACCCUGUCCACAAAGCUGUCCACGGACCGGCUGAUCUGCAAGACCCCCCAGGAGUCGCCUAGCGUAUCGGUGAAGUCCCUGAAGACGAGGAAGAGGAGGGAAGGGGAUAACCAGAGGAUUAUCCUGUUCCUAGGGGUGCUACAGUUCGUCCUGGGGUUCUUGAUGGUGGCGUUCGGCAUCCUGGUUAUAGUGCACAGGUCGACUUUAAGCCAGCUUGGCGGGGGAAUAUGGGGAGGGUGCCUGGCCAUGUCAACUGGCGUAGCAGGGAUCCUGACGGCGGCAGGAAGCUUCUGCCCCUUGAAGGAAACGCCGCAGAAGGUCGCAUAUACUGUUUUCCUAGCCCUAAGCCUCAUUAGCUUGGCCAUAUCACAACUGAUAGUCGUGAUAGCUGCUAUAGGUUUAGCCAGGGAUUUGAACAGCGCAGAGAGCGAAUUGGAAAAAGUAGAACACAAGGUUUGCGGUCGUGUAUCGAAUAUGCUUCAACCGACAUAUUUGUUCCAGGACGCUCACUCGAGUUUCAUAACCUUCGACGUCCCCAAAAACUACAUGGGCCUUCUCUUCAACAUAGCCCUGAUCAUAGCCUCCAGCUUGGAAUGUAUCUGCGCCGCCUUGGCUUCCUACAAGUCCUCAAGAGACCUCUGUCCUUGCUUCAAGAGGAACGAGGAAAACUACAAGGAUAAUAUAAAUAUCCACAGGAGUCAUGCCAUCGUCAGUUCUUGGCUGGGAAAGCAGAAUCCUCCUCCGCAGAUCUAUGUGGUCACUGGUCCACCGUCCACUCUAGGAGGAAGGAGCAAGUUGUCGGGAGUAUCACUAACCCCAAUGUACGCCCUACCUCCGCCACCAAUGGUUCAACCCCAAGUGAUCGGCUACCCCCUCAUCCCCGCUCCCUUAGGACAAGUGCCGUCCCCGAUCAUACCGCCGCCGUCCAGGAAAGAAAUCGUCCACCGGGUUCACAAAAGGUACCGCUCUAAGUCCAAGUCCAAGUCCAAGAGUAGGGAGCGAGAGCCAACCCCUAGACGUUCCCGAUCUAAGUCCAAGUCGCGGGAACGCCAGGUGACCGAGGAGGACGUGGCGAGGACCUACACGGGCUUGGAUAGGACCAUCGCCGAAGACUUCAUCGACACCUUCGAGACUAAGAACAACAGCCUCUGCAGUAGCGAUUUUAGCAGCACCAGCAGCUGUCAGAGCCCCUGCAACGCUGGAUGCAACUCCAACAGCGACGCUGCUUCUCACGAGUACUUGGUUAAUAAGAUGUGAGGGUGCUAGGCUUUUUGCAUGUAUAUAUUACGUAAUAGUAAGUAGGCUUUAAGAAAGUACAAUACAAAAAUUACACGGUCCGACAAAAUUUUAAACCAGAGCAUACUUUUCCGAAGGUUGUUGACGCACUGAAUCAAUAUAUCCAUAUGAGUAACUAAACAAGAG